Teleopsis dalmanni is the source of this 884-nucleotide messenger RNA. RefSeq names its product methionine-R-sulfoxide reductase B1-like. Gene Ontology annotation, biological process: protein repair; response to oxidative stress. The coding region runs from base 277 to 732 and encodes 151 amino acids. NCBI's taxonomy places the organism in Eukaryota, Metazoa, Arthropoda, Insecta, Diptera, Diopsidae. Gene Ontology annotation, cellular component: cytoplasm. Gene Ontology annotation, molecular function: peptide-methionine (R)-S-oxide reductase activity. The transcript is spliced from 4 exons. The record is from RefSeq and is a predicted model, not a curated record.
AUUUAGUUUUAUUGUCUCGUUUGUUGUGAGAAGUUGUUGUUUAAUAUAUUUGUGAAUGAUUUUGUUGCAAAGAGGCCAAAGAAUUUAUAGUAUAGUUUUGCCUUUAAUUGGUAAAAAUACAGGUGGAGUGCAAAAAUACUUUCAAAAAUAGAAUAACAUUGAGCAUACAAAUCAGAACAGUGGGACGACUCAGGAAAAUUCAAACCAGCAAACACAACUAGCAACGCAGAUAACUCUCUAAUCAAAACAGCCAAAAAAAUAAACAAUUUAGAAAAUAUGGAAAAUAAAAGUGAAAAAGUAGCAAUCAACAAGGAGGAGCUUAAAAAGCGUCUAACACCUUUACAAUAUCAAGUUACCCAGGAAGCAGCCACUGAAAGACCUUUUACCGGUUGCUAUAAUAAACACAACGAAAAAGGAGUCUAUCAAUGUAUAGUUUGCCAUCAGGACCUGUUCAGUUCUGAUACCAAAUACGAUUCCGGCUGUGGCUGGCCUGCGUUCAACGAUGUUCUAGAUAAAGGCAAAAUAUCAUUACACCGCGAUGCAAGUAUACCAGUAGUUAUUUCAAAAAUGUUAGGCAUGGUACGCACUGAAGUGCGAUGUUCAAAGUGUUCAGCACAUAUGGGUCACGUAUUCGAUGACGGUCCACCGCCAAAGCAUCUGCGAUAUUGUAUCAAUUCGGCUUCAAUCGAUUUCAUACCAAUGAAACCGUCCGCAGUGCAAACAAAAAAAUAAGUUUGGUUAUAGUAAAUUUAUUUGAAUUUAAAUUUUAUUAAAAAUAUAUAUAUGUAUUUUGUUAUUGUAUAAAUAAUCAAAGAAUAUCGAAUCCGUUUUUAACAUUUGAUUUUUGUGUACUAUUUAAAUGAGUUAAGUUGUUAUAAUAAAAU